Molecule: messenger RNA, 7423 nt
Organism: Oryza sativa Japonica Group (Japanese rice)
Lineage: Eukaryota; Viridiplantae; Streptophyta; Magnoliopsida; Poales; Poaceae
Product: homeobox-DDT domain protein RLT2
Biological process (GO): regulation of transcription by RNA polymerase II
Molecular function (GO): DNA binding
Source: RefSeq, a predicted model, not a curated record
UCCAAAAGUAAGUUUGUGACUUGAAGUGUGUUGUGUUUUUUCCAUUGAAUAAACCCGCUCUGGUUUUAUGUGCUUACCUUUUGGAGUAGCAUUGCUUCAGUUUAAAAUGUCAUGGCAGUGAAUUGACAAUGUAAUCUUACCCAGAAUGUUUUGGCAGUUUUAAUAUGUCAUGGCAGUGAAAUGACAUGUGUCUUACCCAGAAUGUUUUGCCAUGACAAUGUAAUCUUACCCAAAACUUUUAAAAUGUCUUGGCAGUUUUAAAAUGAUAAGAAUGUUUUGGAGAUUUGGCCAUAUGAUGAACCGCUUUACCCAGUUUGUAUGUAAACCCCCUUUCAUGGCUUCACCCCCAUCCAGGGCCAGUCCUAACAUUUUAGAGGUCCUGAGCGAGACAAGAAUGGAUGCCCUUUAUUCAAAGAAAAAACACAUACAAUUACUUUCCAUUUAGCUGCAAAAUAAAAUUGCAUACAUGCAUAGAAACAGGCUCAUAAUCAAUACUCUUUUGGGACUAUAACUGUAACAUGCUUGUCGAGAACUCAUCCCCCACCCAGGACCUGCAGCGAGCCAUGACUAUGGAAUGGAGAAUACAGGAAGCAAUUGCUACAUUGAAAAUAGCAAUAAUAACACAUGAUCCUAAACACUUUCUGAAAAUUAGCGGAAGGUCGCUUAGUACUUAAAUUUUAGUAAAGUAGGGGAAAAUGUGCCAUAAUUGGGCAGUCCUAAAAAAAUAGCAGUGCUAAUCCAUACCCUUUUCAACCCUAUCGCAGAUGUUUGAAACCAAAAACCAAAUCCACAACAAAAAUGAGAUAUUCCCUUAUAGUGCUGAUGUCGUGUUCCAGACUUCCAGUGGAAGUGUGGAACAGUAGUAUAUAAUAGGUAACCGAAGAAGAAGAAUUGGGAAAAGAUACCAUGUAUCGGAUUCUGGUAGUGUCAUUGCAAAUGAAAAGAAUUGUACUAUCGUAGACAAGUUGGUUGGAAAUCGUUAACAUGCCACCCCCUCACCCACCACCACCACCAAAAAAAGAAACUUAAUUGAGAAGAACAUCAUCUGUAAAAGAACUCGGCCCCCAGGGGAAAGACUUCCCCUGAGGUAUUUCAAUUAAGAAGAAGCACCCGAAACCUGGGCCGAGAAAAGCCACGAAAGCAUGUCCCCUGUAGAUGGGGAGCUGCCCCUUAUGGAUCAGGCCUUAACCUGUGCUUUGAGGCCCCUGCCCCAUACACGAGGAACAAAGGAAAUCCAUCAUCUAUCACCUGCAGGGAGCCAUGAAUAUGGAAAACGCAGGAAGUAAUUUCUACAUUCAAAACAGUAGUAACGACACAUGAUCCUAAACAGUUAGAAAAUUAAUGGGAAGUUGCUUAGUAGUUAGAUUGCAGUCAAGUAGGGGAAAGCGUGAUAUUAUUGGGCAGUGCUAAUCUAUACCCUUUUCAACCCUAAUGGAGAUGUUUGAAGCUAAAAUCACAAAAAAGUUCAGGAUAUUGUCUUAUAGUGCUGGUUCCGUGUUCCUGGGGUAUUUAAUUGGUAAUCAAGGAAGAAGAAUCGAGAGAGGUACCGUAUAUGCAAUGACUGUGUGGGACUCCGGUAGUGUCAUUGCGAAUUGAAAGAAUCGUACUAUCAUAGACAACUUGGUUGAAAAUCCUUAAAAUCUGGCUCUCAUCCUUUAGUCAUCUGUUUUGGGAUAAAGAGGGUAGAACGAGAAGGCUCUUAUCAGCACAUAGGCUAGCCUACUAGGUUGGCAUCUUGCUUUGGGGCUUGGCCGACUGGGUCUUCCUUGCUUGUCAAUAUGAGCAUGUAGGCUAUGCCGUAGUCCUUGUGAGUUGCGGCGGCAUCCCACAUGAACUAGACACUGGUUUUAGUGCAUGGGUAGGCCCAAAUUUUGGGGGGCCCUGCACGGUUGCCGUGGGCCUGUGGCUGCCCUGCCCUGCUGCGAGACUAGACUGCACGGAACACGUGUUUUAAGGCCAUUAGGUGUGAGUUGGUGCCAAACUGCCAACACAUUGGCAUGGCACAAUUAUCUUGUAGUGUUUCAUGUCCUGUUAACGCCAUAUAUUCGCCUUAUAAAAAGGGAAAUAACACCACGUUUGUGUGCAUGCAUUAGUUCUGCUCAUCUGGCAUUACCUGGAUUCUCCUUUCGUGGUUCCAGUGGCCUUUUAUAACGGAAAUGCUAGCUGUCUAUUCCAUUCACACUUGCCUAUUGAUUUUUUGCCUUAUUUAUAUUUGGCCCUUUUAUAUCGUCUUCUUGGUGAGCCCCCGUGCUACUAUCUUCAUAAUUAGCUUGUCGCUGCAGAGAUCUGUAUUUGAGAAUUGAGAUUGAGCGUACUCUUGGCCUCGGCUUUCUUCCCCAGCGUGGAACACCCUUUUGUUCCAAAUUCGAUCGCUGGGAAAAAAAAGUCAAUGGUUGGUAAUCUGCCCCCAGUUCACCCUCAUGCUGGAUCACGGGCAGUCCAUGAGUAUCAAUUUCUUCCUGAACAGCCAAGUGAUAGGUAUGAGGGUGCAAGCAGAUCUCAUGAGGGAGCAAGCAGAUCUCAUUAUUAUGACACUCCAGUUGAAGCAUCGAAUUCGAGGAUGUCAUCGCAUACCCCGGGAUCACAUCUUCUCCGUGGAUCUGAUGAGGCAGCACCUGGUUAUGCUUUCCAAGGUCAAAUGUCUGGUUCUGGCCAUUUGCCUCAAUCAGGCAGGCGUGAGGUGCUUCCAGCAGUACCAACAGAUUACGAGAUGAUUCAGUCCAAUAGCGACCUUAAUUCUGUUCCAGUCGAAGGCCAGUAUGGUAUUUCUCAGGUUGCUGGAAUUGAAAACUCACUUCUACCGUCUGAAAGAAGAGCCUAUCAUGAUGAAGACGGCUCUCGAGUGGAUAGAAAGCGAAAACACAAUGAGGAAGCAAAAAUUGCAAAGGAAGUUGAAGCUCAUGAAAGACGAAUUAGGAAGGAGCUUGAAAAACAAGACAUGAUGAAGAGAAAGAGAGAGGAACAGAUGCGCAAGGAGAUGGAGAGACAUGAUCGUGAGAGAAGAAAAGAAGAGGAGAGAUUGCUGCGUGAGAGGCAGAGAGAACAAGAGAGGUUCCUAAGAGAGCAAAGGCGUGAACAUGAGCGUAUGGAGAAGUUUAUGCAGAAGCAAUCUAGACGAGCAGAGAAGCAAAGGCAAAAGGAGGAGCUCCGAAAGGAGAAAGAGGCUGCAAGGCAAAAGGCUGCCAAUGAAAGAGCCACAGCACGCAGAAUUGCACGGGAAUACAUGGAACUUGUGGAAGAUGAGUGCUUAGAACUAAUGGAAUUGGCUGCACAGAGCAAAGGGUUGCCAUCCAUGCUUAGUCUUGAUAGUGACACAUUGCAGCAGCUUGAUUCCUUUAGAGGCAUGUUGACUCCAUUCCCCCCUGAACCGGUGAGACUGAAGGAGCCAUUUUCGAUAAAGCCUUGGACAGUAUCUGAGGAUAAUGUUGGGAACCUUCUGAUGGUGUGGAAAUUCUCGAUUACUUUUGCUGAUGUUCUCGGGCUUUCUUCAGUUACAUUUGAUGAAUUUGUUCAGUCUCUUCAUGAUUAUGAUUCAAGGUUGUUGGGGGAACUGCACAUUGCUCUGCUGAAAUCCAUCAUAAAGGAUAUUGAGGAUGUCUCCCGAACACCAUCAGUUGCAUUAGCGGUGAAUCCAGCAGGUGGUCAUCCACAAAUUGUUGAAGGGGCAUACGCUUGGGGGUUCAAUAUACGAAGCUGGCAACGCCACCUGAAUGUUCUUACUUGGCCUGAGAUAUUACGACAAUUUGCUUUAUCUGCUGGUUUUGGGCCUCAGUUAAAGAAAAGGAACGCUGAAGAUGUUUAUUAUCGAGAUGAUAAUGAGGGUCAUGAUGGUCAGGACGUCAUAUCCACCCUCCGAAAUGGUUCAGCAGCUGUGCAUGCUGCUGCUUUGAUGAAAGAAAGAGGCUACACCCAUCGCCGUAGAUCUCGGCACCGUCUCACUCCUGGUACCGUAAAAUUUGCUGCUUUCCAUGUGCUGUCCCUUGAAGGAAGUAAAGGUCUCACGAUAUUGGAAGUUGCAGAAAGAAUCCAGAAAUCUGGAUUGAGAGACCUCACAACAAGCAAGACGCCUGAGGCAUCUAUAGCUGCUGCCUUGUCAAGGGAUACAAAACUUUUUGAGCGAACUGCUCCUUCAACAUACUGUGUCAAGUCCCCUUAUAGAAAAGAUCCAGCUGAUUCUGAGGUUGUGCUGUCAUCAGCACGUGAAAAAAUUAGGGCUUUUCAGAAUGUGAUUUCUGACUCUGAAGCUGAAAAGGAGGCUAAUGAUGCCGAGAGGGAUGAGGAUUCUGAAUGUGAUGAUGCUGAUGAUGAUCCUGAUGGUGAUGAUGUGAAUAUUGAUGUAGGAGAUGGCAAGGAUCCCCUUAUUGGUGUUAAAGAACAGGAUGGAGUACCGAUUACAACUAUAGUAGAUAGCACAAAGAGGGAAAAAGAAAAAGUGGAUGCAUUAACCCAAUCGAGUGAUCUUACUACAUCUGGAAAAGAGGCUCCCAAGCCUUCUUUAGGCAAGCCCAGUUCAGCAAAUACUUCUAGUGAUUCACCUGUCAGAGCCUCAUCAGAGUACCAUGAAGUACCUCCUACUGAUGCUGAAGAUAAGGAGAUUGAUGAAAGUAACCAAGGUGAAUCUUGGGUCCACGGAUUAGCAGAAGGUGACUAUUGUGAUCUUAGUGUCGAAGAACGCCUCAAUGCCCUGGUUGCACUUGUUAGUGUUGCCAAUGAAGGAAACUUUAUUCGUGCUGUGCUGGAGGAACGUCUGGAAUCAGCAAAUGCCUUAAAAAAACAAAUGCUGGCAGAGGCACAACUUGAUAAGAGGCGUUCCAAGGAAGAGUUUGCUGGCAGAGUGCAAUAUAAUUCCAACAUGAAUUUGAAGGCUGAUGUAAAUCAAGAAAAUGCUACUGAGAGUACUCCAACUCCAUUUCAUAAUGUUGAUAAACAUAAUGAUGGAAAUACAGGGGUUGUGGAUAAUAAUAAUAAUGAGAUAAUUGACCAUAACAGUAAUGCAGCUAAUGCAUCUUAUGAGAGGAAUGGUUUAGGGCAGGACAUAGCUGCAACACCAGAUACUUUGUCAGUUCAGCAGUAUGCUUAUGCUGAUAAAACACGGUCUCAGUUGAGAGCAUACAUUGGUCAUAGAGCAGAGCAGCUCUUUGUUUAUAGAUCGCUGCCCCUAGGACAGGAUCGGAGACGAAACCGAUAUUGGCAGUUUUCAACUUCUGCAUCACCAAAUGACCCUGGUUCAGGACGAAUUUUUUUUGAGUGCAGAGAUGGAUACUGGAGGGUUCUUGACACAGAGGAGGCAUUUGAUUCAUUAGUAGCUUCCCUUGAUACACGUGGCAGCAGGGAAGCACAAUUGCAUUCAAUGCUACAAAGGAUCGAACCAACCUUUAAGGAGGCUAUUAAGAGGAAAAAGAGUGCAGUUGUAGAACAAUCCGCUGGAAGGUAUCUAAAGAAUGGAGCUACGGAAAUGAUUAGGGCAAGUUAUCGUAGUGAUUUUGGAAGCCCAAGCAGUAAUCUUUCUGGUGUCACUUCUGAUAGUGCUAUAGCAUAUUCAGAUUCUUUCAAAAUAGAGCUUGGGCGUAAUGAUGUUGAGAAGACUGCUAUUUCAAAAAGGGCAGAUGUCUUUAUAAGAUGGAUGUGGAGGGAAUGCAAUGAUUGCAAAUUGACAUGUGCCAUGGAGUAUGGCAAGAAAAGAUGCUCUGAGUUGAUGCAUUCUUGUAAUUACUGCUAUCAGAUUUACUUGGCUGAAGAAAGGCACUGCUCUUCUUGCCACAAGAAUUUUAAAUCUAUUCACAAUUUUUCUGACCACGCAUCACAAUGCAAGGAUAAGCUAAGAACUGAUCAUAACUGGAAGAUGCAAACUGCAGAUCAUUCUGUUCCUAUAGGAGUGAGAUUGCUCAAAUUGCAGUUAUCAACCAUUGAGGCUUCUAUUCCACCAGAAGCAAUUCAACCAUUUUGGACUGAUGGUUAUCGAAAAUCUUGGGGUGUGAAGUUGCACUCUACAACUUCGUUGGAGGAAAUAUUUCAGAUGUUGACACUGCUGGAAGCCGCAAUAAAACGGGACCACCUAUCUUCAGAAUUUGAAACAACAUCUGAGUUGCUUAACUUGAACACACAAGAUAAUCCAUCCCAGAAUCAUGUUGGAUUGUCUGGAUCUGCUGCUGUACUUCCAUGGGUUCCUGACACUACUGCUGCGAUUGCACUACGAAUGUUAGACCUAGACUCAGCAGUAUCAUACAUGCAAAAUCAAAAGAUGGAGAGAAAUGGUGGAGAUUUCAUGAAGCCUCCAUCAAGGUUUGUGGCUGUUAAGAAUGCACAAGAAUUAGAUCCACUGGAAACAACCGGUUUAGACCUUUUUGAUGGAAGGUGGGCUACUGGUAGUGGCCGUAGGGGUCGUGGACGAGGAAGUAGAGGGGGUAGCAGGGGAGGCAGAGGCCGAAGUCGAGGUGGAAGGGUCCCAAGAGGUAUUAGCAUCUCAUCUAGGAUUGGAUUUAAGGAUGAAAAUGAAGCCUCAAGGAAGAACACUCGUCGAGGGCGUACUCGUGGCCGUGGUCGUGGGCGAGGACGUCGAACUGUUAGGUCACGGCAACCAUCUGAGGGCAAAGGCAGAUCAAUUCCCAAGGAAAAUUUGUUGGGGAGCUUUAGCAUGCUUAGCAAUGCAAAGGCUGCCACUGUUGAGGAGUCUCCAAGGAGCUCAGGUGCUGAUGAAUGGGGCUUGGAGAACAGAAGGCCAUAUAUUGAUGGUGAUGAGAACAGUUCUGGAUCUCAGUUAGAUCAAUCAGAAGAUAAUGAGGAAAAUGGCCAACCCAUGGAUGAGGAAUAUGAUGAGCAGGUUCCAGAUUAUUCUAGAGGCUAUUCUGGUGGCUCCAGGCCCCAUGGCAUGAUAGAUGAUGAUGUGAGCGAAGAAGAGGAUGAAGAUGUGGAGGGCGAUGAUGAUGGGGAGGAAGAUGAUGCGGACCGUGCAGUUGAUGAUGUUGAUGCUGAGAUGGACGAGGAUGAUGAUAUAGGUGAUGAUGGUGAGGAUGGUGGUGACGGUGGUGACGGUGUGGAGGCGAAUGCUGAUGAAGAUGAAGGCGGUUCCUCGUAUUCAUCGGAGUACAGCGACUAAGAUUGGCCAGUAGAGGCCUUAGCGUCCUAUGCCGUUAUCCCUAAAUUUCCAAUAGAUGUCUGAAUCAAGUACUGUUAGUGGGCAUUACUUGCCCUUGUGGUUAAAAUGCUAGACGCGGACCAGAGGUCUGUGUGAUAGAUAGGCAUGUAGUACUGAUGUUCAGUACUGCAUGCUUCUUUUGAUUUUCGGCGUAGCCGAGCUGCCCAAACAACCGGGUAGUGUGAAGCUGUACUUUGCUGGUUUAAGGUGUUGGGAUUGAUGCGUACAAUGUGCCAAGGCAAAGUACCAAGUUUACCUGAAUGGUUGCCUUUACAUAUUGUUACAAAA